GUGAAACUCAGUUCGCAAUAAAUUCUCCGGGUGGUAGAACGUAACUUUCCUCGCAAUGGCUGUCCUAGAAAUUGGUUUGGCUCUCCUGGCCAUCGGUUUUCUGAUCUACAAAUGGAGUACGGCUACCUUUAAAACCUUUGAGGAGCGGAAAUUGCAUUUCGAAAAACCGUAUCCAUUCGUCGGAAAUAUGGGUGCAUCUUUCUUCCAGAGAGCCUGCUUUCAGAAGCAGCUAUCCGAGUUCUACGAUCGCACUCGUCAACACAAACUUGUGGGCUUUUUUAAUCUACGCACCCCCAUGAUCACGCUGAAUGAUCCGGAGCUGAUCAAAAAGAUCUGCGUAAAGGACUUCGACCACUUUCCCAACCACCAGCUCUUCAUAACCUCCAACGAGCGCCUUAUAAACGACAUGCUCAGCGUGAUGAGAGACCAGCGAUGGAAGCACAUGAGAAACACCUUGACCCCGGUCUUCACGGCGGCCAAGAUGCGUAAUAUGUUCACCCUGAUGAACGAGAGUUUCGCGGAGUGUCUGCAGCACCUGGACACCUCGGAAACUCUUCCCGGAAAGAAGGGUUUUGAAGUGGACAUGAAGGUUCUGUGCAACAAGCUCUCCAACGACAUUAUCGCCACUACAGCGUUUGGACUGAAAGUAAACUCGUAUAAGAACCCGGAUAAUGAGUUCUACGACAUCGGGCAGUCACUGGUUUUUUCCCGCGGAAUGCAGUUCUUUAAGUUCAUGCUGGCCUCAAUGGUGCCUAAGAUUUUUAACUUCUUUAGACUGACAAUCUUUGAAGCCGGCAAAGUGGAGUACUUUGUUCGCCUGGUUGUGGAUGCCAUUAGGUACCGGGAGAAGCACAAUAUCUCGCGUCCCGACAUGAUCCAGCUGCUGAUGGAGGCCAAGAGGGAGUCGGAGGAUAACUGGACUGACGAUGAGAUUGUGGCCCAGUGCUUCAUUUUCUUUUUCGCCGCCUUCGAAAACAACUCCAACUUAAUCUGCACCACCACCUAUGAGCUGCUCCAUAAUCCCGAAGUCCAAGAGCGUUUGUACGAGGAGGUGAAGGAGACCCAGGAGGCUCUGAAGGGAGGUUCCCUAACUUACGAUACUGUGCAAAAGAUGACCUACAUGGACAUGGUUAUUUCCGAAUCCCUCCGAAAGUGGACUUUGGCCGCCGCCACCGAUCGUCUUUGCUCCAAGGAUUACACCCUUACGGAUGAAGAUGGCACCAAACUCUUCGACUUCAAAGUGGGCGACCGCGUCAACAUCCCCAUCUCUGGGCUGCACUUGGAUGACCAAUACUUCCCGGAACCCAGAAAGUUUGACCCGGAUCGGUUUAGCGAAGAACGUAAGGGAGAAUUGGUGCCCUACACCUACUUGCCUUUUGGCGUAGGACCUCGAAACUGCAUAGGAAACCGAUAUGCUUUAAUGCAGGUCAAGGGCAUGCUAUAUAACCUCCUGCUAAACUACAAGAUUGAGGCUUCCCCCAGGACCACCAAGGAUCUGUGGGGAUCUGCACGAGGCUUUAACUUUACCCCCCGGACUGGCUUCUGGAUGCACUUGGUUCCGCGAAAGUAAAAUGAUGUGGAUACCAAACAGACUACUCAGCUAUUUUAAAAUAAAAUGCACAUAAAUACAUAACAUUUAACAUUUAAUGGACACUUGUUAAUAUUGCACAAUAAAAGUUGUACCGAUUUAA
Molecule: messenger RNA, 1691 nt
Organism: Drosophila subpulchrella
Lineage: Eukaryota; Metazoa; Arthropoda; Insecta; Diptera; Drosophilidae
Product: cytochrome P450 9b2
Exons: 4
Coding region: 56-1570 (504 amino acids)
Molecular function (GO): iron ion binding; heme binding; oxidoreductase activity, acting on paired donors, with incorporation or reduction of molecular oxygen
Source: RefSeq, a predicted model, not a curated record